AUGGCGAUAAAUGUGAAUUUAAUCCAGACCAAUGGAGAGUACACUUCUCUCCUUAGGAGACUUAAGGAGAACUCGCAGCUUCAGAAGCGGGGACAAAAGGGCAAAGUGGGAUCCUGGAAUCCAAAGGAUGAGACUUUUCAGAAGGAGAAGAUGCUGACAGAUCAAAGACCAAAUGAAACGAGGAUUAAAAAGAGGGCAACCAGACAAGAGGAAGUUGCUGGAAUCCGGGCAAAGUUCCCAAACAAGAUCCCGGUGAUAGUGGAGCGCUAUCCCAGGGAAAAGUUCCUGCCUCCGCUGGACAAGACCAAGUUCCUGGUCCCUCAAGAGCUGACCAUGACCCAGUUCCUCAGCAUCAUCCGGAGCCGCCUGGUCCUGGGGGCCUCUGAAGCCUUUUACUUCCUGGUGAACAAUAAGAGCCUGGUCAGCAUCAGUGUGACCAUGGCAGAGGUCUACAGGGACUACCAGAAUGAGGACGGCCUCGUGUACGUGACCUACGCCUCCCAGGAGAUGUUCGACUGCCUGGGCUCCGGGAAGACCCUGCCGUCCUCUGCAGAGCAUGUCUAG
Molecule: messenger RNA, 564 nt
Organism: Puma concolor (puma)
Lineage: Eukaryota; Metazoa; Chordata; Mammalia; Carnivora; Felidae
Source: RefSeq, a predicted model, not a curated record